AUGCGAGGCAUGUAUGUGACGAGAGGAUUCAAGAAAGAUUUAAAUGAAUGGGCAGUGCGACUUGUCGACGGUGAAGACAAUGUGUUGCCAUUUGAAGGAAGAGUCCAGGUCUUUCUUAACGGAUCCUGGGGAAAUAUCUGCUUAUACAAUUGGGAUCUCCGUGAUACUGAGGUAGCCUGCCGCAGUCUGGGCUUCAGCGGCUCAUAUCUGGCGAGCAAUGUUGACAGCUAUAAGCGAACACUAACACACGUUCUAUUUGAUGUCCGAUUUCGUCUGACUGGUAGCCAUUAUCCUUGGGAGGGUAUCGUAGAGGUGUUCUACCAUGGCUCUUGGAGAUCAGUAUGUGAUGAUCGCUGGGACAUCAGCAGCGGACAUGUUGUCUGCAGAUACCUGGGAAUAGUUCGUCUGGUCGGAGGAAGGAAUAGCAGUGAAGGGAGAGUAGAGGUUUUCGCAAAGUCAACCUGGGGAACAACCUGUGGGAAAGACUGGACCCUCAACAAUGCACACGUCAUUUGCAAAAGUUUAGGAUUCGCUGGUGCAUUGAAGGUAUUUGCUAAACCUGAAUUCGGAUAUGACGAAGUCAUCUAUCUGACUGAUGGAACCAGCAUCUUGGAUGGCGUAGUCGUGUACUACUACAACGGCCAGCAGAGAUCUGUCUGUAGUUACUCUUGGGACAUGAACGAUGCUGACGUUGCCUGCAGAAGUCUGGGAUUGGGACGUGCGCAAAGCAUUACUACAUCUCAUAUUUCAGAUGGCAGUCAUGUUGAGGUCACGCUCGAUCGUGUAGAGUGCACGGGGAAUGAAUCUCGAUUAUUCAACUGUCCUGGGGUAGGAGUUGGAUCUCAUGAGAACUGCAAUACGUCCGAGGUUUCUCGAGUCACAUGUUCUGGAGGUAUGUACAUGAUUUACGAGCUUAUCCGCCCACACUAA
This is a messenger RNA of Strongylocentrotus purpuratus (purple sea urchin), 930 nucleotides long. RefSeq names its product scavenger receptor cysteine-rich domain superfamily protein-like. Gene Ontology annotation, cellular component: membrane. NCBI's taxonomy places the organism in Eukaryota, Metazoa, Echinodermata, Echinoidea, Camarodonta, Strongylocentrotidae. The record is from RefSeq and is a predicted model, not a curated record. The coding region runs from base 1 to 930 and encodes 309 amino acids. The transcript has 5 exons.